AUGCUCAACCUGCUGGUUUGUAAAACCUUGAUUAGAUUUGAACAAGAGAAUGUCCAGUUGAAGCAGCCAACAUAUUGUGGGAAUCACUUUAUAAAUAAGUGUUCUUCACAUCAGUUCAUGUUUUUAUGCAUUUAUCACUUCAGUAUCAAUUCUAGAUACUUGUUCAAUCACAAUAUUAUUAAAGUUGCCGAGAUGAACAACUACAUUUUUAUAUCUAUCGCUAAAUGCGAAUGUGCCAAACAACUUAAUAGUAAAUAUUUGGAUGUUCAUAGUUUUGUAGUGUGUACUUUACGUGCAAUCGGAAUUUUGAUAAAAUCAAGGAUAAUCAGUGACGAAUGUGUGUUCUCACGAAAUUCAUGAUUAUCAUAUCAAAACGCAAACGUAGUUGUGAUAAACUGUAUCUUAGAAUAGUACAGUCAUUUUCAGAUAACUAGUUCAGUGUGAAAUUAUGUCACUCAAUCUUUAUCUCAACUAAAGAUUAUAAGUUGACAACAAACUA
This is a messenger RNA of Acanthoscelides obtectus, 499 nucleotides long. NCBI's taxonomy places the organism in Eukaryota, Metazoa, Arthropoda, Insecta, Coleoptera, Chrysomelidae. The record is from the annotation of a GenBank genome assembly.